AUGCGCACGAACGGAAACAUCAAAUCCAACCUCUACUACAAUCCCGACCCCUCCAAGCACCCAAUCCCCAUCAACAACGAAGACUCCGUCGGCGUCCUCGAGCGCUACAUCCGCAACAAAUACGAGUACCAGCUCUUCCGCGGCGGCCCCUCGGAACAAGCGUCAUCCACCACCUCCAGCUCCUCCGGCGCAUCCUCCUCCGUUGGCGGCGGGCUCUCUCUCCCCUCCUCAUCAUCCAGCAACGCCUCCUUCCAGUCGCAGCGCACCGCACCCCCGCAGAAGCAACGCUCCGUCUCCGGCGGCCUCACCUCCCGCCUCGGCGUCUUCCGCUCAACCUCCCCCUCCCAGAAGAAGGUCACGCAGGUCCUGGGCGCCACACUAUACGCCGACUCCGCCGCCCCGCCCGUCCAAUUCCCGCAUGGAAUGGUGCAAGCCCCGCCAGCCAUCAAGUACGAGGACCAGCUCAAGACGCUACAGGAAAUGGGCUUCAAGGACGACAAGCAGACACUACAGGUGCUCGUGCUCACCGACGGCAACGUCGCCGAGAGCGUCGAGCACCUCACCCGCCUGAACAACGCAAAGACACCCGGCCUUGCACCCGCGGCAACCGCAGCAACCGCAAAGAAGCCCGGGAGUCCGAACCCCUUCGAGGCGCUGGACCGCGAGCUCCCGCCGCUGCCCCCCGGCGCGACUGAGGUCGGCGGCAUAUCGAGAGGGCUCACGCCAACGAUAUACUCCUCGCAGCCGAGCACGCCGGCGAUACAGCAGCCGCAGCCGCAGUCGGCGCCGCCGACAUCGUAUGGUGCGGGUGCGGACUCGUGGUUUCAGGCCCCGGUGCCGGUGCCCGCGCCGAUACAGAUGCAGGCGACGGGGUGGCAGCAGCAGCAGCAGGUACCGCAGGGGCAGCAUCAGGUUAGCACGCACUCGACGGGGCCGCAGCAGAGUCCGACGAACCCGUACUAUAGCCAGAACGGGAACGGGACGAUGUAUGCGGCGCCGCAGGCAGUCGCCGGGUAUAACCCGUUUAUGACAAACUCGGCGCCGCCGACAAUGAACAACCCAUACCAGCAGCAAGCCCCACAACAGCAGCAGCAGCAGCAGCAGCAGCAGCAGCAGCAAAUGCUAAUACAGCAGCAGCAACAGCAACAGCAACAAUUCCUCCAGCAACAGCAAUUCACCCAGCAGCAAGCCGCACUCCAGCAGCAGCAGCAACAACAAGCCGCACUCCAAGCGCAACAACAGCAGCAACUCGCAGCCCAACAGCAGCAACAACAAGCCGCCCACCAACUCCAACUCCAACAGCAACAGUACCUGCAGUCCCAACUCGCCCCGCAAGCCCCCCUCUGGGCCUCCCAGCCGCAGCCCCUCUCCCCACAACCAAACCCCUACCAGUCCCAGCUCCUCCAGCAGCGCACCGGCGGCGUCGACAAGUCCGCCAUCCUCGCGCUCUUCAACUACCCACAUCUCGCGCCACAGCCAAGCGCAAACCCCGUUGCCCUGCCGGAGAAUAAGCCGCCGCCGACGGCGAUGGAGAGGAGUAUGUCGGCGCCGAGUGCGGGGAGUAAUAACCCGUUCCUGCCGCAACAGCAGCAGCAGGUGCAGCAGAAUGGGAAGGUGGGCGGGCAGGGGAUGCAGGGGGGCCAUAGGAGUCAGGAGAGUGUGGAUUUUGGCGCGUGGCAGAGCGGGCGGCAUAGUCCGGAUGCGUUUGCGAGUUUGAGUUUUGGGCAGUAG
Morchella sextelata is the source of this 1731-nucleotide messenger RNA. RefSeq lists its product as uncharacterized. Lineage: Eukaryota; Fungi; Ascomycota; Pezizomycetes; Pezizales; Morchellaceae. Gene Ontology annotation, molecular function: protein binding. The transcript has a single exon. The record is from RefSeq and is a predicted model, not a curated record. The coding region runs from base 1 to 1731 and encodes 576 amino acids.